Mycena citricolor is the source of this 1256-nucleotide messenger RNA. The record is from the annotation of a GenBank genome assembly. Lineage: Eukaryota; Fungi; Basidiomycota; Agaricomycetes; Agaricales; Mycenaceae.
ACAACCAGGUCGUCAAUAGACGCGCCGGAAUGCACCAACGUCUCGUAAUAGUCCGGAAUGAUGAUGGCGCCAGGUGGAAGGGCCGAAUUCAUGUAACCAGCGGGCAUCGAGUCGAAAAAUGCAGCAUUUCGUGCGUCACUGCGCUUCUGCUCGUCCAGAGUCUCGAUGUAAGGGUCUGGUGGCAGGGGAUCAACGGUAUAUUGUUCAUAAAUGUUCGUUGAGACUGGCGGGGCCGCGGUUUUACCAUCAGCAGCCGGAGCAACUCGACGGCUACUGGUAGCAUCGCGCAUGCGGGAGCGCACCUCGGGGGAAAUAGACAUCAACUCCUGGACGGAGUUCUCGAUUUUCGUGUCCAUUAUGCGCCCAAAUACAGCGUCGGCGUGUUUCUCGUCGUAAACCGGGGCUGAGGAGCGAUAGGCCAGUUCGUUUUUCUUGGUUACUGGGGCGGGAACUCGUGCGCCAAAAUUGCGGUCUCGUGGUGGCGCAUAAGCGGCGUCUCUUGCGCGGGCAUACGGAUGCUCGGGCACGGCGUUGGUCGGAGAAGCAGCGGGUGCAGGGGCAGGAGCUAGAACCGGAGCACGGGCCGGCGUAGCAACAGCAGGGGCUGGAAUACGAGCUGGGGGCGGUGUCGAGUGAAUUGCCUGUUCAGGAGCUUCGACAGGAUCCCCAGAUCGACUGCCAGCUUCGAUUGCCGCGCGGGCUUGUUGUCGAGUACGGACGGCCCAAAUUUCGCGUUCUAGCUGCUCCAAACGUUCAGAAUCCGUCAGAGAAAGCGUGGACACAGGGGGACUCUGUUUAUUGGACGAAAGGAAAUUCGUCGAGACGUCCUGGUAAUUCGUAGCGGCUGUUUGUCCGGGGUUCUGCCGGUGCCAUUCGUCGAAUCGAGCGCGUAAAUUGACUCCUGUGACACGGCGUGGGAUGUAGGCGCCGCUAGGGAGGACAACUUGUCCUUCAAUAUUACGUUUGCACUUGCCUGCGCGUAUGUCAUCCUCAACACGCGGACAGCGCGCAAUAAAAUGGCCGGGUUCACUGCAAUAUGAGCAGUUCGAGUCGCGUGGAGGUGCAGGGUAUGAGGGCAACGGCGUGGUAGAUGAAACGGUGGGCGCAGGGCCCAAGCGAGCGGCGUUCUGCGCAACGAGGAGCUUGAGGAUUUCGCCCAGAAUGGCCGAAUUUGGGUCGGCUUCGGACUUGACAGUGGCCGGCGACGAGGCGGCUGGAGGCGCCGUGCUCUGAAACGAAAAUGAGCCCGUGGAAUC